Synchiropus splendidus (mandarinfish) is the source of this 3834-nucleotide messenger RNA. RefSeq names its product guanine nucleotide-binding protein G(i) subunit alpha-2-like. Gene Ontology annotation, cellular component: heterotrimeric G-protein complex. Gene Ontology annotation, molecular function: G-protein beta/gamma-subunit complex binding; GTPase activity; G protein-coupled receptor binding. Bases 2126 to 3109 code for a protein of 327 amino acids. Gene Ontology annotation, biological process: gamma-aminobutyric acid signaling pathway; adenylate cyclase-modulating G protein-coupled receptor signaling pathway. The transcript has 9 exons. The record is from RefSeq and is a predicted model, not a curated record. Lineage: Eukaryota; Metazoa; Chordata; Actinopteri; Syngnathiformes; Callionymidae.
GACAGUCGUGGAGAGUGUGUCGUCUGCCUUGGUUCACAUCAAGACAUACAGGUCUCCCGCUGCGCUGGCACCUCGGCGAAACACCAUGGUGAAAAUUGUUUUGUUUUUUUUAUUGGACGGAGCUCUGCUCCGGUAUUGGCGGCAGCGUCCUCUUCCGCGUCCCCAUUAGGGUUCACUGAUGACGGACACACUCUCACAGGCAGCGCUAAUGCUACGAGCCGCCGUCAGUUAGGGACCAUCAAACAAAUUGUAAAGCCUCAAAGUAUGAGUGAAAUUUUCAGUAAGGCCAUGGAAAAAAAGCAUUUUAGGAGAGAGAAUUGUGAGAAGGUUUUUCAUCACACAAGACAAAGGACUGACAGUUUGUAUCAUGAUUUGGAGAAUAGACUCUGACUCCAUGAUCAUUUCUUCACCUGAUGGUUUCUAAUGUUUCUUCAGCAGCAUCUAGGAACUGUGUCCAGACUGCUCCAUAGUUCAAGUCAACUGUUCAGAGACAUGAGAUACAGCAGACAGACGGCUACAGAGACCGUGGCGGCUGACCAUAGUUUAAAAGGCCCCGGGGUUUCCACUACAUGUAAACUGCCUCCAUUGGUCGCUUUUUUAAGAUGAAAUCUCACAUGAUCCAAGGUAGGUCAAGUGGAAACAUGACACUUAACACAACAUGGUGUUUUUAACGGAAAAAUCCAGAAAGAAACCUCAUAGUGACUGAAGUCCCCCGCACAUUCCAGUCGGACAUAGGAAGCGAGGGAUUUGCUACUUCGUUUUUAUUGUCACCUAUUCAGUAAAAGUCAAAACUCUCCCAUCUGCUUCCUUGUUUCUCUGUGGCUUGUUGAUUGAAGAGAGUCUGGACUGUAUCGCUGUAUGUCGUGAUUUAUCACAUCGUCUCUGAUGUAUCGGGAUACUUAUCGUGUAGCCAGAAUACUGCCAACACAGUGUUGCGAUAAUAAUUGCGUAUCAUAUCAUGAGGUCCCCUGGGAUUCCCAGCCCUAUUCACGUGUUCACAUGUGACAUACCACCUGCAAAAUCCAUCAUGAUGUCGUGCUACUCACAAAGAGUCAUGUUAUGCUGCAUUCUACCGCCAUUCGACCAGACCACUGCAGCCUUCCUGUUCAGCAGAACCUGGAUGCUCAAUGUGUACGUCCACUGCUAAAAACAGUAAAGAUGUGACUCAGUAGUUACAGUUGAAGUGCUGCCAGCUGCUUAUAAAUAUAAACUCAGAAACCUCGGAUACGAACCUGACAGGGAUUUCUUCAUGGAUGCUCUCCUACUUCUGUGUUUGGAGAAGACUUCUGAGUGAAAUGUGGCUUGAUGACGGAUGACUCAAUUAAGAUAUUAACAGGCAAGUUUUGAGCCAAACAUUGUCAUCAAGCCUCUUAAUGAGGAGUGCUUUUAUUUAAUUAUCACACAGAGAGGCUCUGGAUUCGUUGGAUGGUUUUGUCCUGCCACAAGAAAAAGUCAUUAGUUAAUGCAGCUCCGAGGACAACGAACUGCUGAGACUUAAGCUUCCGCUCUGACUCGUCGGGUGCUUUCUAGUGUGUGAUUGACAUGUAAUCUCAAGGUCUAAAGUGCAUCAGCUGACUUGUUCGGUAAGAAGUGAUUUAACUGAUUGGAAGUUGGACAGAUGAUUCAGGUUUUCAAUGUGUGUGCACGAGGAUCCACAAGUCUAAGAGUAUCUGCUCCUUGUGCGUGUGGACAGACUUGUGCGCAGCAGAUGUGUGUGGUGGAGUGAGCUCUUCUCCACAGCUGUCCUCUUGAUAUGUAGGAGCCGAUAUAGAAAGAAAAUAGAGGCGGUUUUAUAGGGCUGCAUCCAAGCCCACUUUUCCAUGCUUUUGGAUCCUGAAAAAAGUCAUUUUCCUGUCUGUAGGAGACGUGUUUUAUAUGAAGAUAAAAUAUACUCGGUGGGUUUCAUUGGGAAGCACUUUAUGACUGGCUGAGACGCCUUGUCACUGCGGAGAGGAUGCCUCCACUGCUGACACCUGACUUUGCUCUGAUCUGCUUUAUUCAUCAUCAACGAUGAAAUGUUUUCUGAAAAAGAGCUGUAUAACUACGCAGUACAUUGAAGAUAAGGUUUGUGAGAGGCAUGAGUUAGACUUCAUAAUGACACUUUAUUCCUCAUAUCUGGUCAUGGAUGGCUGCGAUUACAACAGGAGGUGCUGGGGAGUCGGGGAAGAGCACCAUUGUGAAGCAGAUGAAGAUUAUUCACGAGGAUGGAUACUCAGAAGAGGAGUGCAAGCAGUACAGAGCGGUGGUCUACAGCAACACAAUCCAGUCCAUCAUGGCCAUCAUCAAAGCCAUGGCCAAUCUCAAGAUCAACUACGAAGACCCUGCUCGAGCGGACGACGCCCGUCAACUCUUCGUUCUGUCGGCCGCUGCAGAGGAGCAGGGCGUGCUGCCGGAGGAGCUGUCCAAGGUGAUCCAGCGGCUGUGGUCGGACAGCGGCGUCCAGAGCUGCUUCACUCGGGCCCGAGAGUAUCAGAUCAACGACUCCGCUGCCUACUACCUGAACGACCUGGAGAGAAUAGCCAAGCCUGACUACAUCCCCACGCAGCAGGAUGUGCUGAGGACUCGCGUGAAGACCACCGGCAUCGUGGAGACACACUUCACCUUCAAAGACCUGCACUUCAAGAUGUUUGAUGUCGGCGGCCAGCGAUCCGAAAGGAAAAAGUGGAUUCACUGUUUCGAAGGAGUCACCGCCAUCAUCUUCUGCGUGGCCAUGAGUGCCUACGACCUGGUGCUGGCCGAGGACGAGGAGAUGAACCGGAUGCACGAGAGCAUGAAGCUCUUCGACUCCAUCUGCAACAACAAGUGGUUCACCGAGACCUCCAUCAUCCUCUUCCUCAACAAGAAGGACCUGUUUGAGGAGAAGAUCACGCGCAGCCCACUCAAGAUCUGCUUCCCGGAGUACACCGGCCCUAAUGAGUACAAGGAGGCGCAGGCCUACAUCCAGACCAAAUUCGAGGACCUAAACAAGAAGAAGGACUCCAAGGAGGACACCAAGGAGAUCUACACCCACUUCACCUGCGCCACCGACACCAAGAACGUGCAGUUUGUGUUCGACGCCGUCACCGACGUCAUCAUCAAGCACAACCUGAAGGACUGCGGCCUCUUCUGAAGACCGAGGGCGCUGAAGAUCACCUCUGCACUGGCCCAACCCAACUCCUGCUUCCAUCUGCGUUCUUUUUCAAAGACACCUAAGAGACUGAGGAGCCGCCGCGUCUCCGGAUUCCGAUGAUUCCAGUUUGGCUCUCUCUGGGCGCUGACCACGACCAUCCACACUUGUUGUCAUGUUCUUUGUUUUCAUUCACUAGAGGAAGCAAACUUUUUUAUAUCAAUGUUUUCGACUGUUAGAUGAUGUGCUGAUAUUAAACAUUUUAAUCUCAUGAAGCUCGUUUUUACCAGAUGAAGUACAGGCAUGGAUUUAUCUUUGAUUUGUUACAUGUUUACAGACGAUUCAUUUCUCCACGUCUGCGGCCACGUGGCUGUCCAUCCGUCCUGCAUGACUCAUCUAAUAUUAGCUCUGUGAUCUACUAACAUUCCUGCGAGAAAAACACACCGACAUCCUGCCGACUUCUAGCUGAUAUUUAUGUUUUCUGUUUUUGUUUUAUUGCUACGACGUCCCUUCGCUUCUGAAAGAAAUAUUUCUGCUGCCGAUUGUUUGUGCCUCUCACCAUCAAGUCUCUCGUGUACCUUUUUCUUCCCCCACUUUUUGUUCCUUCUUGCUUGUAGCGUUGAUGGCAAUUGAUAAUAAAUCUAAUUCCGAGCAAAGGUUAGCGUUUUUCGGUUCAUAAUAAAUGCCUGUAUGUUUUAAUUUAAAUAAAAGUAGCGAUCACAUGACUG